Molecule: messenger RNA, 1312 nt
Organism: Glycine soja
Lineage: Eukaryota; Viridiplantae; Streptophyta; Magnoliopsida; Fabales; Fabaceae
Product: E3 ubiquitin-protein ligase RMA1H1-like
Exons: 3
Coding region: 302-1048 (248 amino acids)
Biological process (GO): ubiquitin-dependent protein catabolic process
Cellular component (GO): endoplasmic reticulum
Molecular function (GO): metal ion binding; ubiquitin-like protein conjugating enzyme binding; ubiquitin protein ligase activity
Source: RefSeq, a predicted model, not a curated record
UACUAUUGAUUGUUGAAGUUUCUCUUCUCUUACUCUGACUCCUAUAUUCCUAUUCCUACAAAAUAAAAAAAUCGCAUUCACUUUUUUUCUUCCCUUAUAUUCCUUCUUCCAUUCAUUCAUUCACAUUCUACGCUUUCUUCAGAGCUUGCACUUGUUCCACCCUUCUCCAAUUCUCUUAUCUGUGGAAAGCUUUGUCUUUUACUGGAUCCUCUGCCCAAUAUGUUCAAUCAUGGUUUGUUUGUUGCGUCGUUUGAUGAGAUUCAGGCACUCUUCAGAGAACACUUUGUGAGUCAAAAGAGACAUGGCCUUAGACCAGUAUUUUGAGGAGGCUAUGCCCCAGUUGGAUUCCUUCGAAGAUAAAUCGUUUCUCGAAACAUGGAAAUGUGACAGUGACGAUAUCGCAGAUUCUGAUAGAAAUGCCUCUGGUGUCUUUGAUUGCAACAUCUGCCUGGAGUGUGUGCAAGAUCCAGUGGUUACUCUUUGUGGCCAUCUCUACUGCUGGCCCUGUAUUUACAAAUGGCUUAAUUUCCUAAGUGCCUCUUGUGAAAAUGAAGAGAAGCAACAAUGUCCAGUAUGCAAAUCAGAAAUCUCACAGUCAUCCCUUGUUCCCCUAUACGGCCGCGGCCAAACUGAGUUACCUUCUAAAGGCAAAGGCCACCAAGUAGGGGUUGUCAUACCAAGAAGACCCCUUGGUCCUUCACUUGAUUCUGUUACUGUUUCCCGACCUAUUUCUCACGUUUAUCAUCGACACUAUCCGAAUCAACCUCAACAACUCAACUUAAUUCCUGGCAGUUACACUUCAAUGUUCAACACAGGUGGUUCACUAGCAAAUGCAUUUGAUACAACAUAUGGAGUCUUUGGUGAGAUGAUAUAUGCAAGGAUCUUUGGGAACCAGAUGACUAACACAUACACAUACCCGAAUUCAUAUGAUCUUUCAGGGAACAGUAAUCCAAGGAUCAGAAGGCAUUUAAUGCAAGUUGAUAGCUCACUCAAUAGAAUCACUUUUUUCCUCCUUUGUUGCAUAGUUUUGUGCCUUCUCUUAUUCUGACUGCUAUUGCAUACUUUUUGUGCAAUACAUCCCUGUAUAGAAUACAAGCAUUAUGCGGAUUCUGCCAGAUGCAUCAUAUACUAUAGAGAAGUUGUCUGAUGAUGAGAGAGAUAUUUGUAACUAGGCCCGUUUGGGUACAUAGCUUAAUUAAGGACUUGUUGAAUAAAUGCUUAUCAUAUGAUAAGCGUUUGUGUAUAAAUUGUUAUAAUCAAAGAAAAAAUAAGGUUAAACUAUUGUCAUAUAAAUUAUAAGUUGUUUUCAUUA